Molecule: messenger RNA, 837 nt
Organism: Lolium rigidum
Lineage: Eukaryota; Viridiplantae; Streptophyta; Magnoliopsida; Poales; Poaceae
Product: probable histone chaperone ASF1A
Exons: 3
Coding region: 12-623 (203 amino acids)
Biological process (GO): DNA replication-dependent chromatin assembly
Cellular component (GO): nucleus
Molecular function (GO): histone binding
Source: RefSeq, a predicted model, not a curated record
CGGCGGCGAGGAUGAGCGCGGUGAACAUCACCAACGUGGCGGUGCUGGACAACCCCACCGCCUUCCUCAACCCCUUCCAGUUCGAGAUCUCCUACGAGUGCCUCGUCGCCCUCGACGACGAUCUGGAAUGGAAACUCACAUAUGUUGGAUCAGCUGAAGAUGAAACCUAUGAUCAGCAACUUGAGAGUGUGUUUGUUGGACCUGUCAAUGUUGGGACAUACCGUUUUGUGCUUCAGGCUGACCCACCGGACCCUUCAAAGAUCCGUGAAGAAGACAUCAUUGGUGUCACUGUGCUGCUAUUAACAUGCUCUUACGUGGGGCAGGAGUUCAUGAGAGUCGGUUACUAUGUGAACAACGACUACGAUGAUGAGCAGCUGAGAGAAGAACCUCCAGCAAAGCUGUUGCUUGAUAGGGUGCAGAGGAACAUUCUGGCCGACAAGCCCCGUGUCACCAAGUUCCCUAUCAACUUCCAUCCUGAACCUGGCACAAACACGGAGCAGCCGCAGCAGGAAGAAGCGCAGCAACCGGCUUCUCCAGAACCGCAGGCGGCUCCGCUAGAACCACUGACGGCCCCGCUAGAAACCCACCUGGGUGAUGAAGUUAAGCAGAGUGCCGACGUAUGAUCAGAGCUCAGAUGCCGGCGAUUUGUAUGCCUAAGGGUGUCUUGUAAUGUUAUGAAUUUACUGUGGUGGGCAGCGCAAUUGGUUCCUUGUCUGUAGACGAUUCGCAAUCUGUUCUGUCAGAAUUGUUUGGUGUUAGUUAUUUUUGUACCCCAGCCUGUUGUGUUGCAAAUAGUGGAUGACUUUUUAGAAUAGAGUUAUUAUUCAUUAUGAACCA